Molecule: messenger RNA, 1071 nt
Organism: Solanum tuberosum (potato)
Lineage: Eukaryota; Viridiplantae; Streptophyta; Magnoliopsida; Solanales; Solanaceae
Product: 1-aminocyclopropane-1-carboxylate oxidase homolog 1-like
Exons: 3
Coding region: 1-1071 (356 amino acids)
Source: RefSeq, a predicted model, not a curated record
AUGGAUUAUGAAGAAGGAUGGGCUGAGAUAAAGGCUAUUGAUGAUACAAAGGCUGGUGUUAAGGGACUCGUCGAUGCUGGAGUAGUCGAGAUUCCUAGAAUUUUCGUUAGGCCACCUCAUGAACUUGCUGAGGAGUUGAAUAUGUGCAAGUCAUCAACUCUGCAGGUUCCGGUGGUUGAUCUAAGUGGUGUAGAAGUUGAAGAUGGGCAUAAGAAGAUUGUUGAUGAAAUAAGGGAAGCAUCUGAGAAAUGGGGAUUUUUCCAACUGAUAAAUCAUGGGAUUCCUUCAAGUGUUUUGGAAGGAAUGAUUGAUGGAACUCGUAAAUUUCAUGAACAAGAUGUUGAAGUGAAGAAAGAGUACUAUUCGUCUGAUCCAACGAGAGAAGUUAGAUAUGAUAGUAAUCUUCAUGUGUACAAAACAAAAGGAACAAGUGUUAGCUGGAAAGAUACACUCUUCAUCUCUGCUGUAGUUUCUAAACCCGAAGAAAUACCACGAGUUUGCAGGAAAACAUCCCUUGAGUACAUAAAUCAUGUCACGAAACUAGCCGACAUUCUUCUUGGCUUACUAUCAGAGGCUCUUGGGCUAAAACCUGACCAUUUGAAAGCCGCGGAAUGUGAUAAAGGACAAGUGUUGGCAUGCCAUUACUACCCGACAUGCCCACAACCAGAGCUAACUCUUGGUACCGCUAAGCAUACUGAUCCUAGUUUUCUUACCAUUGUCCUUCAAGAUCAGAGUGGCGGGCUCCAAGUAAUGUGUGACAACCAAUUAGCCGAUGUUACACCGAUUCAACAUGGUUUGAUUGUUAAUAUUGGUGACCUUCUUCAGAUCCUAUCAAACGAUAAGUUUGUAAGUGCAAAUCAUAGAGUUGUAGCGAACAAGAUAGGACCAAGGAUUUCAGUGGCAUGCUUCUUCAAUGGUCUUUUAGCACCUUCAAAGAUGUAUGGUCCAAUCAAAGAACUCAUAUCUGAAGAAAAUCCCCCACUAUAUGAAGAUUUUCAAGUAGUUGAUUAUGUUACCAAGUUUUUCUCGAAACCUCUUGAUAAGACUGGUCUUGAUCUUCUCAGACUGUGA